AUGAGCAAGUCUUCAAAGACCAAAAAAUUCGUAAUUAACUCCAAAAUUUUCUAAUUUACUAGGUCAAACCGCCAGGAGUGACAGACGAACAGAUAGAAGAGUAUAAGGAGUCGUUCAACCUUUUCGACAAAAAUGGAGAUGGACGAAUAUCAAAGACAGAACUUAUGUCUGUGAUGAAAUCUUUAGGGCAAAAACCAACACAGGCAGAAAUUGACCAAAUGAUAAGAGAAGUGGACACAAACUGUACGUUAAUUUAAUCGUUUAAUUGGCGAAUAUAAAAGCCGAUGGGCAGAUCGACUUCUCCGAAUUUGUCUCAAUGAUGAGCAAGCAGAAGCCCUCUUCAAGUGAAGACAGAAUGAGAGAAGCUUUUAAUGUCUUCGAUCAGGACAGAAACGGCUUUAUAACGGUUGAAGAAAUGAGGUAUUAUUUGUCAUCGUUAUUUAUCUUAUUUUUUCCCUGUGUAUGCAUUAAAAGAAGUUCAUCGCUUUGCUUGCAUUUUGCUGGUUAGGGCGUUAGUUUCGCAUGCAAGUGUGGCACUUUUAGACGUCAUGGAAACUACAUUAACGCAACAUUGUUUUGUCAUAUAGUACGUUACUACAUUUUCUCCUAUUCAUAAGAUAUACGCUAGAUAGAAGCCAAACUACACUUACGUAAUAGCUCCUGCCAGGGUAGUUAAAAGCUAUUUAUUUUUCAUGUCCUGUUUGAGAGUCUUAUAUUAGGCCCACAACACUGAAUUUACUAAUUGCGUCCAUGCCGGUCGGGAUUAAAAACCAGCAAAAAAAGAAAAGAAGUCUAUCUAAAUACCACGACCUGUCGUACGGUAAAUAAGAAUAAUCAUAUUUUCCGCUCAGAAAGGUCAUGAAAACUCUUGGACAAGAGCUGACGGAGGAUGAAAUCAAACUCAUGAUCAGAGAGGCUGACAAAGACGGUGACGGUCAAGUCAACUUCGAAGGUCAGUUAAUUUGAUGUAUGCGUCUUUUGUCAGCACGUUUUUUGUGUAACCCAUAUCGACUGAUAAGUUGUUUGUACAAGUUCCUCAACAAUAUGUUUCCACUCCUAAAUAAUGCAGUAUUGUGGCAUUUUUAGAAGUCUUAUUUACUUAGUGCUUGUGAAGUCUAUUUUAUAUCCAGUCGGUGGAGUUGAGACUAUUAUAUAACAGCACCCAGGAAUUCGUAAUUUUACUGUCUUUGCAUCACGGGGACUUCAGAUCAUAUGGGUGGUGGUGUUGGCAAUGAGCGCUUAUCUUCUGUUUAAAUAAGAAUGAGGUGCUGAACUGCGCGUCUUUCUUACAGUCGGCCAAGUGCUGGGCUGCUAUAGCAGCAGAUAUACCUAUAGGGUGGCUAUAGCCACCUAGAUAACCAAAGUUACCGGCCGUCCACCGGCUAUCCGAACACAUGUAGAACGCGAACGAAGAGUUGAUAGCCCUUCUUUGCCGACCCGUGGUUGAAGGAUUUAAAGGGCUAGUGUGAAGUAGGACGUGGGAAAAGAAAACAUAAAUUUGACAUGCAAAGACUGUGGUCUUACACAGACCCAAUAAAAUAACAAGGAUUUUUAGUAUUUAGUUUCGUGAGUAUACAAAAGAAUGGUAGGUACGCGACGCAAUUAGCUAACACACUUUUUAUCUUAAGUGUAAAUCGCAAAACAGCCGCACCGUCAUUCAGAAACGAUCCGCAUUGGAGUCAUUUAAUCGCCUUCGAUUCCCUGCUAGGAUCUGGGUCACAAAGUGCCCCAGUUUUCUGAGUCCCUUUGCAGACGAAAUGAGUUUACGUUGAGUAAAGAAACAAACUUGCUUCGUUAUGAUCUCAAUGCUUAAUUUGUGUUUCUUUGCAGGGAGUGUUUUUAACAAUAUUUGAUUUGAUCUAAAAGUUCGGGCUUUUUCUCCAAACUCGGUUUUAUUUUUUGUCCUUUGGAAAUGGUGUUUCCCUCAUCAGAAAUAGUUGUCAGCGUGUUAGUUAUGACGUACCGUGAAGAACUGUGGUCAUCGUGAUAUUGUUCGGGAAAAUGCCAAAGAAACAUUCUCUAAAAUUACAUAAAAUUAGAAUAUGGGUCCUAAUUUACUCACCAAGUUAGAGAACUGUAGCAUUCUCAAGGUGAACCCCUCAAAAGUCAGAGGACCUACGCCAAGAAUUUUCUUUUACUGUAGCCUUCGUACAGGUUAGUUGAUAUUUGCUUCGUACCAUCUAUCUUUUAAUUUACUUGACUACUUAGAAAACAGUCGAUGCGAUUCAUCCAGCCUGUCUUGGAUUUGUCAGUACUCGGAUACCAUCUGUCUUAUUCUGGUUGGCCGAUAAUAAUUGUAGUUGUUGCUUGCCGCCCUCACUUUGCUGACGGUAUCGUAAGAGUGUCGGCCCUAUUGAACUAUCAUAGACUGCUACUUUUCCCACCCUCUGCCUCCGGCCCGCUUGAAGUGCUGCCUCUUUCUGUGUGUAAGAUCUGCGCUUACAGAAUUAGCCGAUCGGGUCGGUUGCGAUUUGAUGCAGUUCCUCUUAAAGAUUUUCUCUUCCUUCUAUGCAUCAUGCUGAGGAAAUCUCCUUUUAAUUUAAACUCCCACCCCUAUUGACAGAAAUGACUGAGACGGAUACAUAACACCGCCGAACGAUGGCCGCAGUCAUAAAAUGGAAUUUAUUUAAUUACAAACCAUAAGGCGAUGUCUUCGGUCUUUGGAACGAUAAAUUAACACUUUUGGAGACUGCUUCAACUUAGUCUGAAUGUCGUUGGUGCGUCCACUCUACACGUUUAUAUCCUUAGAAUUCAGUACUAUCGUCUGUUGCAUAAGUAUCAAAAGACAUUUCACGAGGAGAAUAGUUUGGAUGUUGUUUGCCGAGAAGAAUUCACUAAGUCUAGGAUAAAUAUUAGUGGAUUAUGGUGAAGUAGGGGCGGGACGUCGCGCAUAUCUAUUCAAUUCGUCAUAAUAAGGAACCGUACACACUACUGCCAGUAUGGGUAGGACGCGCAUGAUAUGGGUUGUGGUUAAUCAUUUCGCUCAGCCACUGCAGUCUCGAACACCCGGACGUAUUGAUUUUUAUCAUUGUAUGCAUUUUUCCUCACCCUUAUCCGUGUCUUGAGCUUCACAUCACUGCAGUAUCCCAACCGGAGAGCAUAAAAUUGAAAAAAAAACAUUUUUAAUAUUUAUGUAAGUUGAAGUAAUGAAAUUGACUGUGAAUUCAACCUGGGUGAGCUUAAAAUUAUGUAAACCUAAUGCCGUUAUAAAGAUUGGUCGAGUUAGGUGUACGGUAUUCACGUUUAAUUGACCUCUCCUGGCCUGCGAACCCCCCAAUGGGGCGUUUUGGGUCAAACGUGACAUAUCUUGAGGGCAAGACCCGAGAGUUUACCCUCAUGUUCGUCAUUUUCCCUUUGAUCGCAUUACAGCACUUAAGACACUUUGCUUACACCUGGCAUGAAAUACAUCAGUGAGACUACCACUUGGCGUAAGGUAGAUAUUAUGAACGGGCCAUUCUUACUGCCGGAUUCUACUUUUCGCCUGGGCUUCCGAUGUUUUUGCAGGUGACGAUUUUAAGGAGGAUUCCGGUGGUGUACAGCAUUUAGAGACAUUCCUGACACAAAAGUCUGUGGAAGCAUCCAUGUUUUCAGUUUUCUUGGAAAUUGACGCAUAAGCAGGGAGUAGAUCUUUCUCAGCAAAGCUCUUUGGGCUGGCUUCGGAUGGUUAUAUAACCAUUUGAGCCGAAAUUCAUCAGAUACCGUGGAACAACCGCGUAAUAUCCAUUAAAUGCAACGGGCAGUUAGGAGUUUACAAGUGCUGAGUUGCUUCCCGCGCUGCGAGCAAAAAAUAUAGUAAAUCAUUGAGUAUUUGUACAUAAAGCGAAUGACCGAUCUCAUGAAAUCUUGGCUGAGAUUCUGAAAUGGGUUUUCGAUUGGGAAGGAUUAAUUAGGCGUGGUCGUAAUACUGAUUAUCUUGCGACAUAAUCAUGUAAUAUUUCGGACUCGGCAGGAUGUCAGCUUUUGAGUACACCGCCUUUUUAAUCUCCUGUAGAAACUGAAUUCGGUAAAAAGUGACUAUUUAAACAGCGUGCUUUUUUUCACAUAGAUCUUCGAUGGUCUUGCAAAUUUAAAAAUAUUUUACAGAAACCGCGAACAAAAAUAUGCUUUCUUUCAGUCGUUUGAUAGACAAUCACGCCAUCUUAAUAUUUUAUACUCGAAGAAGGAGUAUAAUUAGGUUUGAAAAAAGUUUUCUAAUUCCCGAGUAAUUUGGAGCCUGAUCAGUCGGUGCAUGAGCGCUUCGUGGUUUCAGUCAACAAGCUGCAUGUGCUCCCCAUAAAGAAAAUCACAUGUUAUUCUAUGUCUUUAAAAAGAAAUUAUAUGGAGUCCAUAAAAUUUUACAAUUGAUGAUUACCAUGUUGUACAUUUCAUGGGGAGCAGUGAACGAACAGGUAAGAUGCUGUAUGAAUGGACAUUAAAUGCUCUUAAAAAAUCUCAUAAUAAGAAGCUUUUUUAAGACCUAAUUAUACUCCUUCUUCGAGUAUAAAAUACAAAGAUGGCGUGAUUAUCUAUCAAACGACUGACAGAAAGCAUAUUUCGUUCGCGGUUUCUGUAAAAUAUAUUUGAAUUUGCAAGACCAUCGAAAAUCUGUGUGAAAAACCUAAAUGGCCAGCAAUUCGACAGCCUGCCCGUCGAACGCUGUACGAAUCACCGCCACUCCGGAAUAAGAGAAAUGGGUUGUACAGGGGUGGGAUUGCACGGCAUUGAAAUAGGGCGCUCGACACGCUUGCAGCUGAUCAGACAUUCGCUCCGCUGUGUCCAGCACCACUGACGUGGCAGUUACUCAGUGCAUGCUAAUUAGAUGGUCAUUUUUUACCGAAUUCAGUUUCAAUAGAAGAGUAAAAAGACAGUGUAUUCAAAAGUUGACAUCCUGCCGACUCCGAAAUGCUAUAGGAUUAUGCCGCAAGAUAAUCAGUAUUACAACUGCGCCUUUCUAAUCGGCCAACAGUUAAUGCGAUCGGUCACUCCCUGUGGUACAACACAAUUUCCGUGACUUGCUCCUCGCUCUGUCCUUAGCAGUUUAGCGUUUUUUAUUGAAAAUAUGCAGGUUUAUUUUUUCCUGCCCGCUCGUCCUCCCAGUCGGUCAAGUCCACACACGCUUCCCCUGCUAUCUACCCCCAGAGAUUCGGCAUCUGAACGUCUGCCCCGUGUUUACGUGGGGUCAAGUGACUAAUACACAAGUCCCCGCUGGAUGACAUUUGCGUGGAAAUGUGCCGUCUUCUAAAGGGGUUUCCUAGUUUUUUGUUUUAGUCUCACGAGUUUUAAUAGCCGUUGCAGGCCAAAAUGAUCGUGCAAGACUUGAUCAAAGCUACACCAAACACACUAUUUCUUCUAAACUCGGCCCUUGUUUACAUGCGUCUUUCUUUGCCAACCUGCAAAAGCGACCGCCGAAACAAGAAUAUUUAUUUGCCUGAACUUUUAGAUUCUCACUCGAACCCAUUAAGUUGAUCUGUCGUUGUCUCUGGUAAAUAAGUUUCCUGUUUCAGUGACCGCAUCCCCCUUUUUUGCCAACAACGCUUGGUUUGAAAUAAGAGCACCGACUCUGGUAGUACAGACUGUCCAUGCGUCCUAAUAUAAUAUCCGUCACCUGAAGUUUUCAUUCCAGAGCACAUGCCUAUUGCAGUACUCUCUGCAGUGGUUUCUGUCGGAAAAGUAAGGUCUUCUUAUCCGGAAACCUAAUUUAGAUGGUCUGGGCCAGUUCGAAAACACAUUCAACGACGUCUUCUGGUAUCCGCAGCCACCUUAGCAGUCUUAGGUGUUGACGUGACGUCUGCCUUAAGGAUGAAAAUCCGUCCGCGUAGUUCUUUCAUCUGGAGCCAACUGCUCACCGGAUCGGUAUGCAGUCAUAUAGCUCCAUAAACAGGCGGUCUUCCGAUCUCCUGCACCUCAGGGCAAAGUUGAACAAGUCCACUGGCAUCGCCCGCGCGAGAAGAAAAGAGUGGGCUUCUGUAUAUUUGCUGUUAGUUAGGGUCACCAAAGAAGACUCUCGAAAAUGCCCUGUUUCGCUGGGCCCUACACGCGGUAAAUGUGGAAACACAGUACCAGCCAGUUACACAUGACCGAAGUAAACACGCUAGUCGGAUCACUAAUCAACCUUAGAUCUACCUGAAAUUCCGGCCGAUGACAUCAAAAUAUGUUUCCCAAACCCCUUUCUGUGAACAUCUAGUUUAAAGCAGUAGCAACGUUCUCACGCCGUUACCUUUUGCAACUUAACCUUCCCUUCCUUUGAAUGGCUCCAUCUUUAAGAACCGCCAUUCCUGUAUUGUGGUUGGCCUUGCUCCAUAGUUCGGUUGGGGGGGGGGAGCGGGGGUUGUAUAAGCGUUUUCAACCCUCGUAUGAUCUCAUUUAACCCAAUGCAUAUUUUUUGUGUCGCCUCGGAAGCUGUAGUGAACCUUAUUCAAACGGAAGCUGACAGUUCUCCACCGAAUUAUCCUUCGUCGACGCCUCCGGCACAUGAACGGUCGUAGCCACAGUCGGAACUGCAGCGACAAUAUAAUUAUUAUUAUUAUUAUCAGUGGCAGAAGUAGUAGUUGCUGUAGCGCCGGUGGUGGUGGUGGUGGUGGUGGUGGUGGUGGUGGUGGUGGUGGUGGUGGUGGUGGUGGUGGUGGUGGUGGUCGAUGUCGUAAAGAUGUGUGCAGGGAUGACGAUUGGAGUGUUUUCGAAAGCAGCAACUGAAGUUGUCGUGUUUUUGCUCUAUUUGGUCCGGAAAUAUCCGAGGAGGCGGAUCCGUGCGCCGGUAGGUUCGUCCACGGCGUGAGCAGGCUGUGGGGGUGGGGGGGGUGGGGGGUUAUUUGUAUGGUGGAGGCGCUUGAGACCUGAGAUUAAAUCUUAUGGCCUUGGUAGCGCCGAUUCUGUUGGUUUCAUAGACUGCUCCUUCAGCACCCGCAAUUCGACAGCUUGCCCGUUGAACGCAGUACGAAUCACCGUCAUUCCGGAAUGAGAGAAAUGGGUUGUACGGGGGUGGGAUUGCACGGCGUCGAAAUAGGGCGCUCAACACGCUUAUAGUUGAUCAGACACUCGCUCCCCUGUCUCCAGUAUCACUGACGUGGCAGUUACUCAACCGACCAGAAGCAAACCUUGUCAACUUCAAUAUCAACUGAAUCAGACGUGCCAUGACGGUUUGCCAAGAAGCGGCCCUUAUCAGUGGACUCCCCCCCUCCCCUCCCGGGUGGACUGCACUAUCCAAGUAACCCGUCAUUGUGAGCACAGCAGUGGAGACCUGCUCAGCGUCAACAUAACUCACGCUCUUUUCACGUCCAUCAUGGUAAAGUGGAAAAAUAGGGUCAGGAUGGUUGGAGUCGGAUUCAGAUGUGGUAACUGGCUAUGCCACACGCGCGCUUCGCAGGCUCAGUCAGCAUAAACCAAACUUCACUUCACUGGUGAGAGAACUGCCAUAAAUCCACGAUAGGAGGCCAGUGGCAGCAGCAUUAAUUAGAAGUGCCACAGUGAAACCGCUGGGUUUAUUUUUUUGUUCUUGACCAAGGUCGCGCCUGAACCCACACCAACACAUAUACACGACUAGCCUGGAGCAGUAGGCAGCAGGCGAGUUCACAGGGGAGGGUGCGUGACCUGUGGAAACCUGCACAGGCGCGCACCUGCGUAUUCGCACCCACAUACACACACACAUACGCCGAGAACUGACGUGAGCUUUCGCGUCCUAACUCGUUGCUGCCCGCCCGCUGCCGCUGCUUUUGUGUUUCAAUCCCCCUCUCCGCCCCGCCGCCGCCGCCGUUGUUGCUGACGUUGUAGAGCACUGCAUGUAUGGUCAUGUAAGAGAGGCUAACGUCCGCUAAAAGCUGCUGCUGUUGCCGUUGCUCUUGCAAAACCCAUGUUUCUCGAAGCCGCCUGCCCACUUUCCGCUUCGGAGGCCACAGCAAAUGCACGCAGUUUUGGACCAACUUCCUCACCGCUACGACACAUCACCAUAGGAGUAACCUACUGGGUGGACAACAGUUACAGGCGAUGAUUCCUUUAGGUAUCCUCCUGCGUAGAAGAGGCGGGAGUAUCCUCCCGAAAGGGAGGCAUUUAAUAUACCCCAUCCAGUGACGCCUGUUGUCCGAUAACAGUUUCAUCGGCACAACCUAGUUCUGGUCAACCAUUUAAUGCAAAGAGGGACGCAUACUUUCCCAGCACAGUCAUCCUUCUAUGUGUCCUUUUCAUCGCUUUUGCAAGUGAUUCUUUCGGAGUUCACCUAUACUCCUAAUUAAACUGGGCGGUCCGACUAAGUGGCGUCACCCUCGGUGCGUGGGUUGCGUCAAACCAAUCUGUGCAAAGGUUCUCCCAGGGCGGACUUAUCUUUGUCCAGAAGGGAAUUAUCACGAAUGGCAAGGUAGUAAAAACGCAAAUGACCAAAGCGUUUACUCUGCCCGUGAGCUGCGUUUCUGCAAGCCGACUCACUGAUUGACACAGUCGUUGAAAUUAUACUGAAGCCAUUUGCACGUUUGCAAAAAAUACUACUAUGGUAAUGGGCGCCCACCGAUCGUUCUUACGGAUCUCACUCGUUCCGUUUUGUCCUACGGGCUCUCUCUCGAGCCCAACCAGCAGCCGCACAGCCGCGCAUGAUAUAGGCAGAAUGGUAUUACCGACAAAGACAAGGGAGACUGGGAUGGCCAUUUCUGGCUUAUUAGCCGUCGUCAGCCAGCCAAACCCAAGCCCGAAUUUACACCCGAGCCUCGAACUCGCGACCUGUUGGUUUAGAAGUCCACGCCGAUCGAAAAUCAACAGGGCAACGGGCUCGUCUCCCAGUGGUUAUAGGCGUGGACUUCUCACUAACAGGUCGCGAUAUGGAAAAAGCAUAGACGGGAGCCUAGCCCAUCUUUAUUGCCAGCAGAGGGGCUGCGGCGACGGACUGAGAAUCUGUCACCUACGGUCUCUCUGUCAUCCGUCAACCAUGCCUUUAAUUGCCCAUUCAGAGUCUGGAGUUUAUCGAUUCUGUCACUGCUGGAGUUAGCCAUCCUUGGCAUCUCUUUAUCUCGCUCCACGCAGUGGGGCAUGAUAAAGGAAACAGUACUUCUUGUCCUAUCAACUAGGACCGUUUUUCCCCUCAGCAGGGACUUCCGUCCGUUUGGUGAAAUCAUUAUUAUUAUUACUCUUUCGACCCGUCAGUAGGCCAACACAUGUCGGCGAGUUCGGCGGGUCGACUGAUGUAACUUACCGUUUCAUCUUUCUUCGCCCUUUUAGAGUUCAAAAGCGUGAUGAAUGCGAGGGGCUAA
Messenger RNA from Spirometra erinaceieuropaei, 9209 nucleotides. Lineage: Eukaryota; Metazoa; Platyhelminthes; Cestoda; Diphyllobothriidea; Diphyllobothriidae. The record is from the annotation of a GenBank genome assembly.